CACUCUAAUCUAUUUUACGAGAGUGGAGAGACGGCUUUAAAACAUUAUUUAAGUUGGUUUCUGCUACAAACAAAUUCAGACAAAGUGUCUUUCUUGCAGUGAGAGCCCAUUUCACUUCCUCUAAUUUCAAAGAACACAACGAUCGGUGGUUGAAGAGAAGAACAAACAAACUGUCUCAACUUGUAGGACAACGUGGGCAACCUGAUACCACUGUGCAAAGAUGUCAUUGAAGCUUUUAGAGGCAAAGUGGAAACCAGCCCUGAGCUCCAUCCUGGAGCAGCUGACUGAGCCAGAAUUCAGGAAGAUGCUGUUUAAUCUGGUCAAAAUCCCUCAAGGAGUGAAGACUGGCAAGGCCAGAGAAUAUAUCCCUGAUUUAAUCGUUCAGUACUAUGGGACAGAAGGGUCUAUCUCUAAAAUAGAUAAAAUAAUGAAGAAUAUACCAAGGAACGAUGCUGCAGUCCAAGAGCCGCUGCGCCCCUUUGUGGAGAAACUGAAGAAACAACGCCAGGGAAAAAAAGGGACAAUGACAAAACUUUCAAUUGACUUCGGAUCAGUGGCCAAAAAGCAAAAACCUGCAGCUGAUCAACUGAAGAGUUGCCAACCUGACCAGAAGAAAACCAUCAGUACACUUGGCACAAAAGCCUUGGCUGGGAAAGUUGUGCAGAGUUCUGCUCAGUGCACAAAUAAGAGAAAAAGGAAGAUGGAUCCUGUUAAUGCUGCAAAGCCCAAGAAGAAGACCGAGACGCAAGAUUCAUCCCUGAAACAUCAAGCAUCAGCUUCAAAUAAUAUGGAUCGUGUUGGAGCGGUGGAGACUGAAAAGAAGACAGAGGAGCAAGAUUCGUCCCUGAAACCAGUUGAAUCCAUAAAAACCUCAAAGGUUCCAAGUACUGCUGUCCAGACUGGGAGGAUUCAAAUAAUGGACAUUAAAAAGUCCAAUAAGAAGAAAACUUACCUGGUGGUAGAGUUCAAUGGCCGGAGCCAGACGGUGUUUGUGACAACUCAACUUCUGGCAAACGCAUUUGGCCUCGAAGUGGAGGAUGAUUGUGAAAGUAGACUCCGCUAUCAAAUGCCGCUCACAGCAGAAGCAACAUUACAAGGAAAAAAAGUUACAGACAUUAAAAAGAUGGAUCCUGUUGGAGAUGUGAAGCCCGACCAGAAGAAAGAAGAGCAAGAUUCAUCCCUGAAACAUCAAGCAUCAGCUUCAAAUAAUAUGGAUCCUGUUGCAGCCGUGGAGACUGAAAAGAAGACAGAGGAGCAAUAUUCGUCCCAGAAACCAGUUGAAUCCAUGAAAACCUCCAAGGUUCCAAGUACUGCUGUCCAGACUGGGAGGAUUCAAAUAAUGGACAUUAAAAAGUCCAAUAAGAAGAAAACUUACCUGGUGGUAGAGUUCAAUGGCCGGAGGAAGACGGUGAUUGUGACAACUCAACUUCUGGCAAACGCAUUUGGCCUCGAAGUGGAGGAUGAUUUUGAAAGGAGACUCGGCUAUCAAAUGCCGCUCACAGCAGAAGCAACAUUACAAGGAAAAAAAGUUACGGACAUUAAAAAGAUGGAUCCUGUUGCAAAUGUGAAGCCCGACCAGAAGACAGAAGAGCAAGAUUCAUCCCUGAAACUAGCUGCACCCUCCAAAACCUUCAAGGAUCAAAGUGCUGCUGUCUGGACUGGAAAGAUUCAAAUAUUGGGAAUUAAAAAGUCCAAUAACACAAACAUUCACCUGAUGGUAGAGUUCAACGGCAGGAAGCGGACAUUUUUUUUGACAAAUCGACUUCUGGCAAGCGCAUUUGGCCUCGAAGUGGACGAUGAUUUUGAAAGAAGAGUCUGCUCUCAAAUGCCCCUCACAGCAGAAGCAACAAUACAAGGGGAAAAAAAAAUUACAGACCUUAAAAAGAUGGAUUCUGUUGGAGACGUAACAAUGGAACAGAAGACAGAGAAUAAAGAUGUGUCCCUGAAACCAGCCCAAUCCACCAAAACCUCCAAGGCUCAAAGUGCUGCUGUCCAGACUGGGAGGAUUCAAAUAAUCAACAUUAAAAAGUCAAAUAAGAAGAAAACUCACCUGGUAGUAGAGUUCAACGGCCGGAUGCGGACGGUUUUUGUGACAACUCAUCUUCUGGCAAACGCAUUUGUCCUCAAAGUGGACGAUGAUAUAGAAAGAAGACUCCACUCUCAAAUGCCGCUCACAGCAGAAGUAACAUUACAAGGAAGUAAAAUCACAGACAUUAGGGUUAACCCUAACCUAACCUAAAAGAGAGUGUCGAAAAGCCGAACGCAGUUGGCGAAAAACUAAUCUCCAGGUCCAUUAUAACACCUAUAAAGAGAGACUUCGAAUUUAUAAUUUGAAACUAAGGAAUGCAAGGCGGUCCUUUUUCUCUGAUAUUAUUGCCAGAAACAAUAAUAAUUCACGUGCUUUGUUUGCUACUGUCGAUAGAUUA
This is a messenger RNA of Perca fluviatilis (European perch), 2426 nucleotides long. RefSeq lists its product as uncharacterized. The record is from RefSeq and is a predicted model, not a curated record. Bases 221 to 2239 code for a protein of 672 amino acids. NCBI's taxonomy places the organism in Eukaryota, Metazoa, Chordata, Actinopteri, Perciformes, Percidae. The transcript has 16 exons.